Molecule: messenger RNA, 3668 nt
Organism: Coregonus clupeaformis (lake whitefish)
Lineage: Eukaryota; Metazoa; Chordata; Actinopteri; Salmoniformes; Salmonidae
Product: polypeptide N-acetylgalactosaminyltransferase 5
Exons: 10
Coding region: 519-3056 (845 amino acids)
Cellular component (GO): Golgi apparatus
Source: RefSeq, a predicted model, not a curated record
GCAAAGUUGAAAUAUGUCGUUGAUGGCCGCUACCUCCACGACAGAACAGGGGCAAAUGUGUCAAAGAAGUAAAUAUAUGGAUGUCUGUGGUUUUCCAUUCUUCUCAAGGAAAUAUGAUCCUUUAACUUCUCAUUCGAAGAUAUUUAGGUGAGGGCAAGUAACAACAAAAUGCAAGAUAAUUGCCUGUGCAUAAUAGUGGACAGCGCAUGGAUACUUGUGAUAUACAUUGUAACAUUCAGGGAAGUAAAUUGACAAAGUGGAGGUAAGUUUUAUUGAUACAUUGUUGCGUUUGUGUUUCAUGUUUUUCGCUACAAAAUGCACACUAGUUCAACGACUUUUGACAGACGAUUCCAACGGUAGUUUGGCCAAAGCAAUCUUCUCCGCGUGGAAUGCCACGCAAGCAAUAGCCUACAACUAUUAUAACUACCCAACGUAAAGAGAAGUUGCACGGGGGGUGAAGUAUGACUUGCGCAUGCAUUAAUAAGAUAUUGUGACCUAUUAUAUAUAGACUUACUAAAAUGAAGGCUAUAAAGAAAUACUUUAGGGGUAGUGGGAGGGCAUUUGCAUUUGUUUUCAUUGCAUCUGUCAUUUGGCUACUUUUCGAUAUGGCAGCACUUCGCCUUUCAAUAAAUGAUGUUAACAGCCAACUUUUGAAAGAAAGCAUGGUGAAGGAAAGGCUGGCUGACAUACAGCAGGCCACGAAACGUACGAAGUUGGUGCAUAGGGGGUUUAAAAAUCCAGUACAGAGAGUAGACUUAGACCUGGACGAUGCAGGUAAUGAAGGUCCAGUCCAGAAUGAAAAGAAAGUCCUUGAAGUGGACAGAAAGCGAGGGCCUACUGUCAAGAAGGACCCGCAGUUGAAGGACAAAAUCAACUCACAUGAGCAACAAGGGGGGAAUGCCCAACCAAAGUCAGAACAUGGAAAUGUUCUCAUUUUUAAGCCUAACCAAAUCGAAGCUGUGACUCAUGUCACAGUACAGUUGAGUGUGCCUUUGAAUACGAAAGCACCUGUCAAAGAUACUUUGCCUGUCAAAGACGUGUCAAAAAAGGCAGUGGACUUGAUGAAGUCUGAGGAUAAGAAAGUGGCAUUGCUGGCAGCAGUGCUCUCGAACUUCACCAAAGUGCCACCUGGUGUUCAGGAAGGAAAACAUGUUGAAACAUUUACCUCAAAGACAGAGAAAGCAGAGGAAAAUAUAGACCAAGUGCAAAAAGCCAAAGACAAUAUGGACUCCAAGACAAAGGAGGAAGUCCUAGAUUCACUGGAGCCUGGCAUACAAGAAAGUUUUAUAAAAUACAAAGUUGCGGUGGACCCCACAGUUAAACCUGUCAAAAAGGAUGUACUGAACGGAAAAGAGGUGGUUGUCAAUAUUAAGGACAAACAAAUCAAUGCAGUUGAUAAAGGUAAGCCUUAUGCUGUAAAUGAGAACUUACCACCUACAGCAAAGCCUAAACUCCAACCAGAAGUUCCCACAAACUCCACAGAUGUUCGAAACACAGGUGUCCACAAAGUGCUGUCAUUAGACAUGACCCAAGCCCCCAGAGAUGCCAAUGCAAUUGGGCAAUUUGGGCAAGCAGCCAUGGUGCCCAGUGACAAAGAGCAGGAGGCGAGGAACCGGUGGAAUGAAGGCCAUUUCAACGUGUACCUGAGUGACCAGAUCCCUGUGGACCGAGCCAUCCCAGACACCAGACCUAAUACGUGUUCUGAGAGUGUGGUCCAUGAUGACUUGCCCACCACCAGUGUGAUCUUCUGCUUUGUGGACGAGGUGUGGUCCACUUUGCUCCGGUCCGUCCACAGUGUCCUCAACCGCUCUCCACCACACCUUAUCAAAGAGAUCAUCCUGGUGGAUGACUUUAGUACCAAAGAAUAUCUCAAGGACCACCUGGAUGUGUACAUGUCCCAGUUUCCCAAAGUGCGGAUUGUCCGUCUGCAGGAGAGGCAGGGCCUGAUCCGAGCUAGGCUGGCAGGAGCCACCAUUGCCAAAGGUGAUGUUUUGACUUUUCUUGACUCACAUAUUGAAUGCAAUGUGGGCUGGUUGGAACCUCUGCUGGAGAGAGUGUACAUGGACAGGAGGAAAGUGGCAUGCCCAGUCAUCGAAGUCAUCAGUGACAAGGACAUGAGCUAUGUGUUGGUGGACAACUUCCAAAGAGGGGUAUUCAAAUGGCCCUUGGUGUUUUGGUGGAGCAGGUUAUCAGAGGACAUCAUUAAGAAGAAUCACAUCAAGGAUUCAGAUCCUAUCAGGUGUCCCAUCAUGGCAGGAGGCCUUUUCUCCAUCGAUAAAAAGUACUUCUAUGAACUGGGCUCUUAUGAUCCUGGCCUGGACGUAUGGGGCGGAGAGAACAUGGAGAUCUCUUUUAAGAUUUGGAUGUGUGGAGGUGAGAUCGAGAUCAUCCCAUGUUCCAGAGUGGGCCACAUUUUCCGAGCCGCGAACCCGUACAAGUUCCCCAAGGACAGGCAGAAGACGGUCGAGCGUAACCUGGCCAGGGUGGCAGAGGUGUGGUUGGAUGAGUACAAGGACCUGUUCUACGGCCAUGGAUACUACCAUCUGCUGGAUAGGAGUGUCAUCGACAUUGGCAACCUCACAGACCAGAUCGAGUUCCGGAUGAAGUGCAAGAGCUUCAAAUGGUACCUGGAUAAUGUGUACCCAGACAUGGUCGCUCCAUUGGUCAAAGCUGAGGGGCUGGUUUUCAAUCGUGGAGUAAGAAAAUGCCUCGCUCUGCAGAAAGGCUCCCUUGCCUUUGAGAGAUGUGAUCUCAGCAAGCUGAGUCAGCACUUCAAUUACACCUGGAUGAGGCACGUUCGCCAGAAAGAUGUCUGUGUCACUGCUCAGGGCAAAGGUAGCAGGCUGGCUAUGCAGCCGUGUGACAACACCAAGCCACAGCUACGCUGGCUCCACAAGGACUCCAACUCCGCUCUGGUGGAGCACCUCGUUACGGAGCUUGCUCCCCAGCGUUUGUGUCUUGAGGCUGGGGCUCUGGGUGACAGCAUGCAGCUGAAGGAGUGUGAGCCUACCAGUCCCUACCAGAAGUGGCAGUUCACACACUACCACACUGGAUGACGGGAGUACAGGGCUACAGCACUAUUCAUGCGUUAGUGAUUGACUGUACUGUGUGUAUUUGGAUGUGGUCAGUGUAUGCUGCAAUAGGAAUAUGCAUGGUGCGGCUAGUAUGUUGGUGUGAGGGUGGUGUUGGGAUGUGCAAUGUUUUUUUUUCUCUUCCUUUUAUCAUGAUCAACCUUACCUUGGAAUUUGAAUGUUGCAUGACUUAUGAGGCCCUGGAAUGAUUUGAAAGGGCAGCUGUUACACAAUAUAAGUACAGUGUUUUUGGAAGCAUAGUUUACUGGUUUUGCACUUUUUAUUGAGAUCUUUGGUUUUACAUGUUUGUUCAUCAGCUUUGCAAAAAAAAAUAAUUGUCGGUAAAGAGCCGUGGCAAACGACCACGAAUGUGCCUUGACUAUUUACAUGAGGAUUUUUCUACAGAUGUUCUCUAUAUUGUAGCACUCGGAUUGACCGCACAAUUUACCAUAUUUCUUACUGUUUCAGUGCCAAAUAGCUGGAUAUAUUAUGCCACUUUUCCAUGAUUCAUGUAAAUACAGUACCAGCCAAAUGUUUGGACACACCUACUCAUUCAAGGGUUUUUAUUUUUACUAUUUGUUACAUUGUAGAAUAAUA